Molecule: messenger RNA, 2158 nt
Organism: Aspergillus wentii DTO 134E9
Lineage: Eukaryota; Fungi; Ascomycota; Eurotiomycetes; Eurotiales; Aspergillaceae
Product: putative pre-mRNA splicing factor
Exons: 3
Coding region: 47-1681 (544 amino acids)
Biological process (GO): mRNA cis splicing, via spliceosome; regulation of alternative mRNA splicing, via spliceosome
Cellular component (GO): catalytic step 2 spliceosome; U2 snRNP; U2-type prespliceosome
Molecular function (GO): RNA binding
Source: RefSeq, a predicted model, not a curated record
AACUCCGUUGCGUCUGAGAUAGCCUCUUGUCUACCUGUGUGUCAAUAUGGCGUCCGCUAUGUCAAAUGGAAAUAACACUCCUACCCUCCCAGAGGAUGUGAGCAAGCCCCCUGAAGGCGUCGUGUUGCCCCCAAAAGAUAUCCGAGCAAUUGUGGAAAAGACCGCAGGCUACGUGGCGCGCAAUGGUCUCGUUUUCGAAGAUCGCGUGCGCGAUAAAGAACAAAACAAUCCCAAGUUCUCCUUCCUGAACCCUAGCGAUGCAUAUGCAGCAUUCUACCAGUGGCGCCUUGUCGAGAUUAAGGAGGGCAGAGGGACUGCUGUGUCGGCGGGCCGGCCAGGGGAGCCCACGGCGGCUGCUGAACCGGAGGUGCCCAAAGGUCCAGAAGAGCCUCCGGAAUUCCACUUCUCUGCUCGCAUGCCUAUAAUCAACGCGCAAGAUCUCGAGGUGGUCAAGCUUACUGCGCUUUUUGUGGCUAAGAGAGGAAAGUCUUUUAUGACGGCACUGUCUCAACGAGAAGCUCGGAAUUUCCAGUUUGACUUCCUGCGUCCACAGCACAGUCUCUAUCAAUUCUUCACCCGACUUGUUGAUCAAUACACUAUUCUGUUGCGACCAGAGGGACUUGAUGCUGCGACAUCGGAGAAACAGAGGUUGGUGGAACUGGAGCACAAUGCGCGAAACAAGUUCCAUGUCUUGGAGCGAGCCAAACAACGAGCGGAGUGGGUGAAAUUCCAGGAACAGCAAAAGCAGAAGAAAGAAGAGGAGGAGGAGCAGGAGCGGAUAUCAUACGCACAGAUUGACUGGCACGACUUUGUUGUUGUUGAGACUGUGCUUUUCACCGAAGGAGAUGACCAUGGCGACCUUCCUCCUCCAACAUCUCUCAACGACCUCCAGUCUGCUUCUCUGGAGCAAAAGGCCAUGAUGUCCCUCAAUCCGAUGCGCAUCGAAGAAGCUAUGCCCACGGAAGACGAAACACCGGCAUACUACAAUGCCUACCCAGCAGCGCCGGAACCAAUGCCAAUGGUGCAGCCCGCCGCAUAUCCUUCCGUAUCACCCUACCCUCAGGCACAACCGCUUCAGCCCGUUCCUUCUCCCGCUGCUGCUGCUGUCGCCGCCCAGGAAGAAGAGCAGUAUAUCCGAGAGCGUGCCGAAGCACGUGAACAAGCUGCUGCGGCGCAGGCUGCUGCGAAAACCGCACCGGGUCAACAACCAAUGCGCAUUCGCUCCGACUACGUACCGCGUGCUCAAGCACGCCGUCUCAACACUGCUGCGGCAACAGCACUCUGUCCCAACUGUCACCAGCAGAUCCCCGUUGCCGAGCUGGAACAGCACAUGCGUAUCGAACUGCUCGAUCCUCGAUGGAAGGAACAGCGUGCUAAGGCUGACUCGCGGAGCGCCACAACCAAUUUGUCAACAGCAGAUGUGGCCAACAAUCUCAAACGACUUGCAAGCCAGCGUAGCGAUGUCUUCGAUUCCGCCGCCCUUCCUACCACCGCUGAUGCCGAAGAGGAGGCCAGGAGAAAACGACUCGCUACAGGCAUCCCAGGUUACGAUGGCGCCCCCGGUGGUGUACCCGCGCCGCCAAUGGUUGGACCUGCAGGUGGACCAGUCAACCCUCAGAGCAUGAACAUCGAGGAGCAAAUCAGGCAGAUCCAUGAAAGAGCCAAGCAUGAUCAUCGAUAAACAACAGAUUCAUGAAAAGAUACAACGAUGGAGAAUCGACUGGCAUUCGGACAUACCUAGGACCAUACAGGGAGGGGAAGGCGUUCCUUUGUCUUCGGAGUUGAGGCUCUUUUAUGCAUUUAGUUUUUGCGUUCUUUUUUCAUGCCAGGAUAUGUUUGGUUUAUGUUUGUAUAGUACUUCUGCUCCGAUAUCUCCUGCAUCUAUAAAAAGCGGAUAUGGUUACCAAAGACGGUUGUCAUUCUUUUAUUGAGUAUGGAUUAUCCUACAUUGGUAUUGUUGCAUCGUCAACUAAAUUGUGCCUAUAUUUCAACUACAAUUCUGGUUGGAUGCAAUUGCUUCUCGAGCGUUAACAAGCGUCUGGAGAAGACAAAUCAGCGGGGGUCUUAUACCUGAACGGCGUGGAACUCCGGUGUAAAGCUGAAGUUAUAUCAAAUAAAGCAAAUGUACUAGGAUAUUGAGAAAUCAAUUUAUUUUGGC